GCGAAAUGCAAUUAAAACCUUUUUCAAAUUUCCAACUUCAAAACUCGUUCAUAAAGGGGAAGUCUCAAGCCACGCGCUUUUUUAUUGAGAAGAUUAUGAAUUGAAAUACCCCAAAUAACUGACUUCCUUGAGUGCGUUUCACACCACACAGAAAAUUUGCAACAACUUGAGUCUUUACCCAAUUUUAAUCAUAAACUUCUUGUUAGGUACUUAAACUCAGCUUUGUUUGUUUUCUACAAUAUAACUCAUAAUAAUAUACCUAUAUUUCAGAAUUAAAUGAAAACAUCCUGCAGGUUCUCUAUGAAGUCCGGGAACAGAAUUCCCAAAUAAUGAAUAUACUGCAGGAAAAAUUUUCAAAACCAACCGGAGAAAUACCAAAGCUUCCUGUGGAAUUACCUCUCAAUAAAUUGGGGGAUUUAACCCUGUUGGAAAACUUUUUAAGGGGUUGUGAAAAUAACCUGUCCAGUCUGGUGCUUUACUUGACCACUAUUGGAGGAAAAGACCCCACAUCCAAGACCAACAGAAUCCUGAAAUUUUUUAUCACUGAUGAGUUGGCCAGCUAUUUCAGCUAUUUGGGAAAACGGAAUAAACGACCUUUCUGUGGACUUCAUUUGAAUGAUGUUAUUAUUCGGGCUGUAAAAAAGUCUGUCGGUAACAUAUCCAGUGCUGACGUGGAGGAAGUUAUUAAAAUCUGGCUCAAACACGCUCCUCAACGUUGUGCCAAAAAGAAAUAAAUUCAUAUACAUGUAUUGUGCAUCUUGCACACUUGGAACAAACCCAAAAUUAUAAGACUAUGCAAGACAAUACCCUUAGAGAUUUCAAACUUCUCACGUGCGGUAAUAACACUUUGAAAAUGUUUGGACCCAUGUAUUACAAGUUUACAACGAAUCAGUAACGAUCACAUCUAUAACUCAGUGUUCCUUUUUAGCUGUUACCGGAAGAAUUUAUUUCACUCCAGGGAGAAAGCACCCAAUAAUGAUUCUGGAUAAUUUUGAAUACAAAUUACAAUACCGCACCGACGCCAAAAGUAUCUGGAGAUGCACCCAAGCUGGUGGUAAUUAUUUAUGCAAAGCCAAGUUUAUGUCAUUUGGUAAAACGAUUCGGAUCAAAUCGGUGGCACAUAGCCAUGGACCGACUUUUCACGGCGAUCAUCGUACAUUGAGGUCUCAAGCUGUUACUGUGGAGUUUGGUGACUUUAAAAGCCUUCCUACGGCUCUCAAGAAAUAAUUGUUGACACAUUGUAUAUAAAUGGGAAUAUUCGGGAAGUGGGAAACAUAAUUUGUCUUAAUUCUAUAAAUAUUCGUUAAUAUAUUUUUCCGAAAAUAGAUUUAAAAAAAUUGAUAACAUUUUUAAAAGAGAAGGUCAAUAUAUCCUUUCACUUAGUCGUGGCCAGGGAAUGGAAGGUGACUGUAAGAAAAUGUCAUUUCAACAAUUUUUGAUAUAAUUUUAUUUUCGAAUUUCAAUCCCUAAUAAAAUAUUCCAUGGCAUCCUUAACUGAUUUGUGAAUAAAUUUAAUAAGGUUAUCUCGAAAUUUUAAUAAGUUGAUUAAAAUGAUCUAUGCCCUUGGAUAAUUUUCACUUUUCGGAAAAAUUCUACCUAUGUUUACCUGGUAGGAAAUAGUAUAUUAAAAUACAAGUUGCAGAAGGC
This is a messenger RNA of Ceutorhynchus assimilis (cabbage seed weevil), 1647 nucleotides long. NCBI's taxonomy places the organism in Eukaryota, Metazoa, Arthropoda, Insecta, Coleoptera, Curculionidae. The record is from the annotation of a GenBank genome assembly.